Messenger RNA from Rhipicephalus microplus (southern cattle tick), 1841 nucleotides. Its product is annotated as calcitonin gene-related peptide type 1 receptor. The record is from RefSeq and is a predicted model, not a curated record. Gene Ontology annotation, molecular function: calcitonin receptor activity. Gene Ontology annotation, cellular component: plasma membrane. Gene Ontology annotation, biological process: adenylate cyclase-modulating G protein-coupled receptor signaling pathway; cell surface receptor signaling pathway. NCBI's taxonomy places the organism in Eukaryota, Metazoa, Arthropoda, Arachnida, Ixodida, Ixodidae.
GACGGCAACUGACUCAAGGACCCAUUGAAGAGAGCACUGGUGCACUCUUCAUUCACCGGUCCCAGCAAGCAGCCCAGCGUUAUGACAACAAUUUGUGGAGGUUUCUUCACUUUGGCAAUGUUGGCAUGCCUGCUACCCUGGUGCAGCCCUAGUGCCCAGGGUAAUCGCGCUGAAAGGGUGUUCGCAGCAACUGAAAGCGCUGCGAGACUGUGAGCAGCGGGCGUUCUACGACUCUCGCACCAAUAAGAACGGCACCUCAAGAUGCGACUGGAGGUUCGAUGGUUGGCACUGCUGGCCACCAACGGCUCCGGGAGUCGUGGCCCAAGCGCCGUGUCCCGGUCUCAUGCCUGGAGUUGUGAAUGCCUCAGGCACGGCGUUCUACCAUUGCCUCGCGGACGGUUCUUGGAAAGGCCCUCUAGCUCACUAUGGCUAUUGCACAACUAAAAAGAAUCCUGACCCAGAAUUGAAACUUUUGUGGAACAUCGCUGAUGAAAUCGGAGAGUACGUCCCUUGGGAGCAGAGCUCUCCGCGAGGCGAAAACUGGAUGUGGCAGCAGAAGAUCCAUUACUUCAAGCACUGCCUGGAGCACGUACUGCUCAAGCCGGUCCCAGAAGAAGGGGUCAAUGCUUCAUUUUGUCCCCGAACGUGGGACGGUUGGAAUUGCUGGGACGACACUCCUGCAGGUCACACAGCUUAUGCCCCUUGCCCGCAGUUCGUCGCUGGAUUCAUCUCUUCGAGGCAAGCACACAAAGUUUGCACCGCCAAUGCAUCAUGGUUUCGUCACCCAAUCACAGGAAUUAUCUGGUCAAACUACACAGCAUGUGUAGACACGCACGAUCUUCAGUUCCGCAACUUGGUGAAUUCCUUGUACGUGACUGGAUACUCCAUAUCUCUUGUAGCGCUCCUCAUAUCAAUCUUCAUAUUUUGCUACUUCAGAGCCCUCCGUUGCCGGCGCAUCACUAUUCACAAGAAUUUGUUCUCGUCAUUCAUAAUCAACAACUUAUGCUGGAUACUCUGGUAUAUCAAUGUCAUCGCACAACCACACGUUAUAGAGGAGAAUCCGAACUGGUGCCAAGUUCUUCAUGUUGUGACCCAGUAUUUUCUACUGUGCAACUACCUUUGGAUGUUUUGUGAGGGCCUGUAUUUGCACACACUGCUGGUUCUUGCAUUCAUUGCUGAGGACAACAUCAUCAAGUGGUUCUUGCUUAUCGGAUGGGGGUUUCCUUUGAUUCCCGCCAUUGGUUACGGAGUAACGCGAGGCCUAGACAGAGAAGCAUCAAGAAUGUGCUGGGUGGAGCACGACGUCUGGUACACGUACAUACUCAGCGUUCCCGUUUGCAUCUCAAUUCUGUUGAGUUUCGCAUUCCUCGUGAACAUAGUGAGAGUCCUGGUCACAAAACUUCGAGCCGUGAACUCUCCUGACAAUGAGAGCACAAGGAAAGCUGUACGGGCCACAGUAAUAUUGCUGCCACUGCUGGGCUUGCAUUAUGUCGUGACACCUUUCAGACCAGACAAGGGUUCCAUAUUCCUUGCCUACGAGAUCAUAUCAGCACUGGUUACAUCUUUGCAGGGCCUCUGCGUCGCUCUUCUGUUUUGCUUCUUCAACGGGGAGGUUCUGGGCGUCCUUCGGAAGACCCUGUCGCAGACACCGUGGUUUUCAUACGAGAGCAGACGGAUGUCUUACGCGAACACGAGUAUAAGCCGGCGUUAUCGCAGCUUGCGCUCCAAACUUUCAUCGCCAUCAGCGCCAGGUCCUCCGCAUUCAUUUUAUGCCAAGGCACUCACCUGAUGGUAAAAGUCCGGGUGCUUCACCUAACCAUCAGCAGACGAUGCUUUAAAAC